AUGAUGUCACCACCUGUUGAUGAGCUGCCGAGCGAACCAAGUGAUCUCAUCGGCCUCAUCAGCUGCAGAAGCCACGGUUAUGGAUCUUGGUGUUGGGAAAUUAUUGGAGUGCCAGGGACGACGGAGGCAAGUACUGUUAUUUUUGAAGAAUCAGAAGGCCAGUCGGAAUAUCCGAAUCGCUCUUUAAAGUGUUCAAACUAUCGUAAAUUGCCUUGGCUCUACGAACUUGAUCUUCAGGAGGACUUGGUUUCACCGUCUAGGCAAUCUAUUAUGCCUGAUCGUCCACGCAGAAAUCGGAGUUAUUUCGCUGGCCGUAAUACCGCAUCGGCCGCCACACGAGAAAGCAUUUAUAGAAUACAAAACGGUGACUUCCAUCGCAUUAAUCUUGCUUCGCCUGUUAUUCUCGCUACGGGUAGCUUAGCCUGGAAACACGCCAAUGAUAUCAAAGUUAAGCUGGGAUCCCACUGCAUCUAUUUCAACAAUUCGGAAUACUUUAAAACAGCAGCAAAAGUAAUCGAAAAUGAAUACAAUAGAAAAUGCGAACAGCAGGAGAAAGCACGGGAGGAAAGUGAGAUGUCGCGGAUGAUCCUACAGAAGGUCAACUCACCUUCUGCCUGCUGCCCUCCAAGCUUCUGCUCGUCGUCCAAGUCCCCCUACAAGAUUAGUGUCUGGGUUCCCUCCUCAAUGAUGGACAGAGCGUCUUCGUUCCUGGAUGUUAUGCGUGAGAGUGGCACUAGUAAGCCUUUAUUCGAAUCCCGACCCUGGCGAAAGGACGACUUGGAAAUGAAUGGGCUGGAAGAAGCCGGGGAGUCCUCGUCGACUGACGAUGAGAUGACAGUUAAAGAGGCGUAUAAAAGUGCCUUUCAGUUGCUCUCGAGCCACCUUUCCAACUUGGAAAAAAAUGUGCACUUCUUACUAGAGCACUCUGAGAGCUCGGUGACGAGCACGGAUUAA
Messenger RNA from Mesocestoides corti, 954 nucleotides. NCBI's taxonomy places the organism in Eukaryota, Metazoa, Platyhelminthes, Cestoda, Cyclophyllidea, Mesocestoididae. The record is from the annotation of a GenBank genome assembly.